AUGGCUCCAGCAUUAGAACCGCAGUUCAUCUUGUAUACUUACUUCCGCUCAACAAGUACUGCUCGCGUUCGAACGGCGGCAAGAUUGCGAAAAUCAUACGAGAGCAUUAAUCCGAAUCUCACUGUCCCUACGCUUGUCAUCCAGAACGCUGAGACCGAAGUCCAUAUACGGCAAUCCAUUGCAAUCCUGGAAUAUUUUGAAGAAAGCAAAGCAGGAAAUACGAACAUUCAGCUUAUGCCUCCUGCGGAGGAUAUUGCAGGGCGAGCUCAUGUACGAGAGCUAGUACAGCUCAUUGCUUGCGAUAUUCAGCCGCCUACCAAUCAACGUAUUCUCAAGAGGGUACGCACCAUUGGGGGAUCUGCUGAGGAUUGGGCUUACGAUAUUAUGAAUGCCGGGUUGAAAGCUUUUGAAAGCAUGGCCGCUCCUCUGGCUGGCACGUACUCAUACGGCAAUUUCUUGACUUUGGCCGAUGUUUUGCUGGCUCCAGCUAUUGUGAAUGCUGUUCGAUAUGGCGUAGAUAUUGAGCAGUAUCCUACUAUUAAACGGGUUUACAACAAAGUAAUGGAACUAGAUGCCUUCAAGUUGGCUGACUGGCGGCAUCAGGAGGAUACACCAGUGGAAUUCCAACAGAACAGUUCUUGA
Messenger RNA from Trichoderma harzianum CBS 226.95, 642 nucleotides. RefSeq lists its product as hypothetical. Gene Ontology annotation, biological process: L-phenylalanine catabolic process; glutathione metabolic process. The transcript has 3 exons. The record is from RefSeq and is a predicted model, not a curated record. Gene Ontology annotation, molecular function: glutathione transferase activity; maleylacetoacetate isomerase activity. Gene Ontology annotation, cellular component: mitochondrion. NCBI's taxonomy places the organism in Eukaryota, Fungi, Ascomycota, Sordariomycetes, Hypocreales, Hypocreaceae. Bases 1 to 642 code for a protein of 213 amino acids.